Molecule: messenger RNA, 1299 nt
Organism: Miscanthus lutarioriparius
Lineage: Eukaryota; Viridiplantae; Streptophyta; Magnoliopsida; Poales; Poaceae
Source: the annotation of a GenBank genome assembly
AUGACCAACGUGGUGCUGCUUCUCUUCGACCCACAUCAAGAAAUUGACAUAACAGCCGUGUGGUGGAAAGAUUGGCUCUACCGAUUUGGCAACACCACCACCGUCCAGGCAAAAGAUAACACAAGUUUACAUGUAAUAAGCUAUGCCUUGUUUACACUUUUAAGUCACAACAGCCAACAGAGCGCUGAAGACAGGGUCGUCUCUAGGGGGUGGGCAAGAGAGUCCUCCACUGCAUUUUCUGCUCCUCGUUGGGGAUUUAAAUUGAAUGAAGGCAAUUUGCGAUAUGGUACAUUGCCUCGUGAAGCCGUGUGCACUGAGAAUCUGACACCUUGGUUGAAACUUCUUCAAUGUCGUGACAAAGCUGGGAUAGCUUCUUUGCUGUACAGGCCUUCAAUUUACAAAGGAUAUUACCAUUCGCAAAAACUGAAACUGAGAUCCUCCAAGUCACUUGGUAUUAUUCUUGAUCAAACUCUGACUGUUAUGCUGCAACCAAAUACUGGAAAUGCCUUGUUUCUAACUCCAGCAGAAUAUUCAUUGAGGUUGAUAAAAGGCAUUGUUGACAAAGUUAACAAAUCUGGAAGUGAUCUUUCUUUGAAUAGUGAAUUCUGUGUAUUGUCUAAUAGCCCAGACAAGUUGAUCAAAGGCCAAAGUCACAUAGAAAUUCAAUUUCUUUUUUUAUAUGAAUAUGAUGCUAGUAACUACAGUGAGGAAAUACCUUUGGAUGUGGGCAUAACAUGGAAGCUUCCCCUGAUAUGGACUUGCACCCCGUCACCUUUUCAUGCAAGCAGAUUUCUUAUGGGCAGUGGACAUGAAAGAGGGUCAAUUGCUCUGUCGUUUAUGUCCAUUAAUCUUCAUAAGCAGAUAUCUGGCAGCCCAACUGACUGUUCAUUAAAGGCAGUUAUUUUCCAGGUUGUUCCAUGGUAUGUUAAGGUCUAUUAUCACAGCCUAGAAAUAUUUAUAGAUGGGAGCAGGAAGACUGUGUCAGAAGUAGUUGACAAGAUUCAUGUCACUCCUUCAGAAGACAAGCUUUUGCCUGGUACCCUGGAGAUGCUAUUAAGAUUCCCUUGCAGUAUGCAGCCGGGUACUCUGAUAUUGGAUUUUGAGAAGGGAUUCCUGCAUAUAGAUGAAUAUCCUCCUGAUGCUAAUCAAGGAUUUGACAUUCCUUCAGCUUUGGUUAGCUUUCCUGAGUUCAGUUCUACUCGAAAUUACCCUGAAAUUGAUCCAGUACUUGGAUCUCUUUUACUAGAAAAUUUCCAGAAUGCCAAUAUCUCAGUGUUCUCGCAGAAGAUAGUGUUGUGA